AUGAAUACAAAUUCUAACAUAGAAGUAUUGUAUAAUUAUAUAAGGUAAGUUCAGGGAUUGUUCCAAUGAAUGUAAAAAUGCUUAAUUAAAUAACUUUGGAAGGAAAUUAAGUAUAUUACGAUAAUAUAAAUUUAACAAUUGUUACUAUCCAUGGAAGAUUUCAUUAGAUUGCUAAAGAAUAAAAUUAAGUAAGAUACAGUAUAUCGAUAAAUGAUGACAGUGGAAUUCUAAAGUUAACCUAUUUUGCAAAUAAAUAGCAAGAUGAUCCAAUUUUGAAAUUGAUAGAUGAAGGAAAGUAUGUUAAUAAAAUAAAUUAAAAUAGAGAUGACCCUUCAUUUUAUUACAAAUUCAUAGUCUCAUUAAAAAUAUUUAAAGACGCUCCUUAUUUUGUUUUAUAACAUUAUUAAGCAUCAAAUUUAUCAGAUUGGAUGUAUCACACAAUGAAAGUUAUUCAAUUAGAAGUGUAAUCUAGACCACCAAUUGAUUGGAAACAAUUAAAAGAGGAGCCAUUAGAUAGAUAGAUUGAAGAAUUUAUUAGACACAAUAAAAGAGCAAAUAUUGGGCAAUUAUUAAAAAAAUUUAAUUGUUCUUUGUAACAAUUAAAAGUGUUAAUAGAUUAACUAAAAAAGCGUUCGGCCAUCGCUGAAUGUUUAAAUAAAGAAACAUUUAGAAUAGUUAAUUGA
Molecule: messenger RNA, 683 nt
Organism: Paramecium sonneborni
Lineage: Eukaryota; Ciliophora; Oligohymenophorea; Peniculida; Parameciidae
Source: the annotation of a GenBank genome assembly